Molecule: messenger RNA, 1035 nt
Organism: Prunus armeniaca (apricot)
Lineage: Eukaryota; Viridiplantae; Streptophyta; Magnoliopsida; Rosales; Rosaceae
Source: the annotation of a GenBank genome assembly
AUGGCUGAGACAGCUCCAGUUCUUGUUAACCACAGGCCUUUUGAACCAAACCCUAUCCUCUCCCUUCACUCCACUGACUCAUCCAUCAUCAAACCUCAUGAUUCCAUUGCGGUUGUUGAUGAUGUUGAGAUCCCCACCGUUGAUUACUUCAUGUUAUUCUCUGAUGAUCUUGAUGAACGAUCCAAAGCCCUCGAAUACAUAGGCCAUGUCUGCAAGGACUUCGGCUUCUUCUAUCUGGUAAACCAUGGCAUAUCCGAUAGCGUGUUUGAGGGUGUUUUCAAAGGAAUUUCUGACUUCUUUAAUCCAACGGAGAUAGAGAGCCGAAAGCAGUACGAGAAAAAGAAUCCAACAGAUAGAAUUCGAUGGGGCUUACGAUCUUCUCCUGGAGAGAAUAGGGAAUAUCUCAAGAUCAUCGCGCAUCCCCAGUAUCACUGCCCUACUAAACCAGCUGGUUUCAGUGAGUCCAUGGAAGAGUAUUUCAAGGGCUUGCGAGAGGUAGUACAGGGUUUGGGAAAGGCAGUGUCAAAAGCCUUGGGAUUUGAAGAAUGCUACAUAGAAAAAGCUUUUAAGCUUGGAACGGGCUUUGAUGUGUCAGCCAUGAACCUCUACCCCCCAAAUUUCAGAUCAAAAGGUUCCAUUGGUGUACCUGACCAUACUGACCCUGGCUUCCUUGUUUCACUCAUUCAAGAUGUGAAUGGUGGCUUACAAGUAUUUUCCAAUGAUGGAAACUGCCUCAAUGUCAAUAUGCCCACUAAUGCCAUUUUUAUAAACCUUGGGGACCAUCUUGAGAUAUUGACAAAUGGGAAAUACAAGAGCCAUGUUCACCGAGUGGUUGUGGACAACAACAAAGUGAAGAGGAUCUCAGUGGCUACGCUUCACGGACCUUCAUUGGAUGCAUUUGUGAGCCCAGCACCAGAGUUUGUGGAUGACUCUCACCCACCUGCAUAUCGUGGACUGACCUACAAGCAAUCCUUACAAGCUCAUGGCUCCGAUGAGAUCGAUGUCCAAUCUAGCAUCGAACAAAUUCGCCUUUAA